AUGUCUACAAGGUUUCCCAGCGAAAAUGUUGAUGUAUCGCCUCUUGGGGCACCUUUGUGGUUCGAAUUCAGUCAGCGCAAGGCAUCUAAUCGCUUUCUGAAGGCCGCCCUAACAGAAAGAAUGGCCUCAUGGUCUCCGACUGACCUUUCGGCUCGAGGUAUUCCCAGCCCAAAUCUGAUCAAUCUUUAUCGUCGGUGGGGAGAGGGUCAGUUUGGUCUUAUUCUCACCGGCAACAUUAUGAUGGCAUACGAUCAACUUGAAUCACCGGGAAACAUGAUCAUUGAUCUUGAGAAUCCAUUUGUCGGUGACCGAUUUGAAGCGUUCAAGCAAUUGGCCACAGUCGCCAAGAAGCACGGAAGUUUGAUCGUUGGUCAGGUCAGCCAUCCUGGUCGUCAGACAUUGGAGCAGUUGCAAUCCAACCCGGUUUCUGCUAGCGAUGUCCAGCUCGUUGUGCCAAAAUUUGGCACAUUUGGAAAGCCCCACCCAGCUAGUGAAGAGGAGAUUCAGGAUAUUAUCCGCCGCUUUGUUCAUGUCGCUGUCUACCUACAAAAGGCCGGGUAUGACGGUAUCCAGCUGCAUUCCGCCCAUGGUUAUCUCCUCGCGCAAUUCUUGUCACAAACAACGAACAAGAGGACAGAUAAAUACGGUGGGAGCUUAGCCAAUCGCGCCCGGAUUAUCGUGGAAAUCGCCCAGGCGAUCCGUCAAGCACUCCCAGAUCCCGGCUUUAUCAUUGGGAUCAAGAUCAACUCAGUGGAAUUCCAAGAACAUGGAUUUACCCCUGAGGAGUCAAAGGAGCUCUGUGAGAUUCUCGACCGCACCAACUUUGACUUUGUUGAGUUGUCAGGUGGAACUUAUGAAGCCAGUGCUUUCCAGCACAAACGGGAGUCUUCGCAGAAGCGAGAAUCAUUCUUCUUGGAAUUUGCAGACCUCAUUGCCCCUGCUCUCAAGCACACUCGUAGUUAUGUGACCGGAGGAUUUUGCACAGCCUCUGGAAUGGUCGAGGCUCUGAAAACUGUGGACGGAGUUGGUCUUGGCCGCUCCAUUACCCAGGACCCUCGCUUACCAAAGGCGUUACUCGCCGGAACUGUUCAUGGUGCAAUCCAGCAGAAGAUUGAUCCCCAAGACUUUUUCCAGACAAGCCCUGCUGCUGGAGCACAAAUGCUACAGAUUGCACAAGAUGAAGAACCCAUUGACCUGAGCAAUGAUGCCAACAUGGAAAUUUUCAUGAAAAGUCUCGGGGAAUGGGCUCAGCAGAUGCAGAAAAACGGCGCAAUGAACAUGUAUGGUCAUGUCCAGCUUCCUAAGGGUCAACCCUUCCAAGAUUUGUGA
Penicillium griseofulvum is the source of this 1329-nucleotide messenger RNA. Its product is annotated as NADH:flavin oxidoreductase/NADH oxidase family protein. Gene Ontology annotation, molecular function: FMN binding; oxidoreductase activity. The transcript has a single exon. Bases 1 to 1329 code for a protein of 442 amino acids. The record is from RefSeq and is a predicted model, not a curated record. NCBI's taxonomy places the organism in Eukaryota, Fungi, Ascomycota, Eurotiomycetes, Eurotiales, Aspergillaceae.